Ambispora leptoticha is the source of this 960-nucleotide messenger RNA. Lineage: Eukaryota; Fungi; Glomeromycota; Glomeromycetes; Archaeosporales; Ambisporaceae. The record is from the annotation of a GenBank genome assembly.
AUGUCAAGUUCAAAACGGUCACUCUCCGAGACGACAGUUCAAGAGGAAACAACUUCUUUAUCUACAGCUUCUGCCGGUAACAAGAUAGCAAACGCAGUGAAUGAGACUUUUAUGUCUCUCACCUGCAAUUUUGCAGAUCUGCCUUCGUGGCUACAGGAUAACCACGACAUUUUGCGUGGCUAUCGCCGUCCGACUUUUUCGUAUAUAAAAUGUGCAAAAUCGUUAUUUUAUCUUCACAAUGAAAGCGGCGCCGUUGGUUUCAUAGUUCUCGCAUUCACCACCUACAUAUACACACUAUCAAGUACAUCAUCUGUCAAAUGGUGGGAUUUUCUGGUGUUUUACUGUUUUCUCGCGGGCGCAAUGAUUUGUUUAUCGCUUUCUUCAUUAUUUCACACCUUUUGCUGUCAUUCAGAAAAGGUUUGCGCUGAUUGGAAUAGAUGCGAUUAUAUUGGCAUUGUUACUUUAAUUGUUGGCUCGUUUUAUCCUAUGAUUUAUUACGGGUUUUAUUGCAAUAGUGUUUUGCAAAUUGUAUAUCUAUCACUGAUAUCUGUCUUUGGAAUUGCUACUAUCAUAGUAGCAGUCGCGCCUACUUUUCGUUCACCGGAAUUCCGAUGGUUUCGUACGGGAUUAUUCCUCUCAAUGGGGCUAAGUGCUGUAUUUCCCAUAGGGCACGCUAUUGCACUUUACGGGAUUCACCUGUGUUUCGAUGUAAUAUCGCUUAAGCAUAUGCUGAUAAUGGGUUUGUUUUAUGUUGUGGGAGCUAUUAUCUAUGGAUGCCGAGUUCCUGAACGAUGGUAUCCCGGAAAAUUCGAUAUAUGGGGGGCAUCUCACCAAAUAUUUCAUGUGUGUGUUGUAUCAGCUGCGGUGGUUCACUAUCAUGGUGUUAUAUUAGCAAUGUCAUAUUGGCACAAGGAGAAUCAUGAAUGUAAAGUGGAUAUUCGGUUGAUGCAACCAAGUUAA